Molecule: messenger RNA, 354 nt
Organism: Trypanosoma brucei brucei TREU927
Lineage: Eukaryota; Euglenozoa; Kinetoplastea; Trypanosomatida; Trypanosomatidae
Exons: 1
Coding region: 1-354 (117 amino acids)
Source: RefSeq, a predicted model, not a curated record
AUGUCUUCGCUUCCCGGGGUGGCGAGGUAUGAACGCAUGACCACGCGAAACAAGAUUCAGUUCUUCUGGUGGUCCAUGCUUGUGAUGGGUUUUGCCUAUCAGUUCCUCCAAAUGACCGUGCUGCGCGUUCAGCCAAAACGUGAGGAACAGAUGUACAGCCAUAUCCGUGAACUCUACGGCGAUCAGUUGCCGCCAGAGCUUAUCGAAAUCGCGAAGCGGCAGCGCGAAGCACAGGACGCUUUGACACUGUCAAAUAUGAUACGCACGCCAACGCCUGGUGAGACGGCUGGGGCACUGCAGCACGCAUUGGACCCGCGUCGUAUCGCGCAGUUGCGGAGCCACAACGGGUAUUAG